AUGGAUGAAGCAGCUUAUGACUAUGCGCCGGGUGAAGAUGUGUGGCAGGAGAAGUCACCAGCAAAGCCGCCCGAGGAGCAGUUGGACCGUUUCAUCCCCCGUUGCGACCCGGACCUUGAGAACCGCUUCGCCUUGUUGGAGCGCUCAGAGCCACAGGUCGCGGACGCGGAGAACAACAGCGCCUAUGCACAGCUUUUGCGCUCCGAGCUGUUAGGCAUCCGAGAAGAGAAGCCUGAGAAAGCGUUCAAGACACCAGAGAAGAGCCUCUUCAGAUACAAAAGCAGUCCGCAGGCCAAUCAGGAGGACGCCUUCAGCUUGUCGCCGGUGUCCUUUCAGAGCGCUCAGCUGAAUGAGCCCCGGAAAACGCCACGGAAGAUUGCCAAGGUGCCGUUUAAGGUCCUGGACGCACCGCAGCUGCAGGAUGAUUUCUACUUGAACUUGGUGGAUUGGUCUCCCAGCAACGUGCUCUCUGUGGGCCUCAGUAACUGCGUGUACCUGUGGAGCGCCGCCACCUCUCGCGUCACCAAACUGUGUGAUUUGGGCGCUGACGACGCGGUCACCAGCGUCAGCUGGACACAGCGGGGCGCGCACUUGGCGGUUGGCACCAACAAGGGCGAGGUACAGAUCUGGGAUAGCAGCCAAUGUCGAAAACUCCGGACCAUGAGUGGUCACCUGGGGCGAGUGGGGACGAUGGCGUGGAAUGGAGUCCUGGAGCAAUGGGCGAUGCAGUUCCCCAGAUUACGUCGACGGAGCUGUGGAGGAUACGUCCUUUCGACCGGUAGCCGUGAUCACCACAUCUUGCACCGGGACGUGCGGCAGCCAGCGCCCUUCAUGAGCAAGCUCCAUGGCCAUCGACAAGAAGUCUGUGGCCUUAAGUGGAGCUUUGAUGAGCAGCAGUUGGCAUCAGGUGGCAACGACAACAAACUGUGCGUUUGGUCUUUGAAGUCCAACGAGCCGGUCCUGAAGUUCAACCAACACCAAGCUGCAGUGAAGGCGAUUGCUUGGUCGCCGCACCAGCAUGGACUGUUGGCUUCCGGCGGGGGCACUGCUGACAGGUGCAUCCGUUUCUGGAACACGGUGAACAACAUGCCGCUCUCUUCCAUCGACACGGGCUCCCAGGUUUGCAACCUCGUGUGGUCAAAGAACCUCAACGAGAUCGUGAGCACCCACGGAUAUUCGCUCAAUCAAAUCAUCCUUUGGAAGUACCCCGCGAUGACAAAGGUAGCCACCCUGACAGGGCAUACCUAUCGCGUUCUUUACCUGGCGAUCUCCCCCGAUGGACAGACAGUGGUCACCGGCGCGGGGGACGAGACCUUGCGCUUUUGGAAUGUGUUUCCCAGCGCCAAGUCCAGAUCCGGAUCUGGGUUAUCCUCUUCGCUGCCCUUGGGGCGGACCAUCCGAUAA
Molecule: messenger RNA, 1404 nt
Organism: Durusdinium trenchii
Lineage: Eukaryota; Dinophyceae; Suessiales; Symbiodiniaceae
Source: the annotation of a GenBank genome assembly